GAGAAGCAACCAGCUCCGUUUCAGGUCCUUUCCUGAGACUGAUUCGGCUGGAAGGGAGUAGGUCCCGCCAAAUGAAGAAGCUGUGGGAAGACAGGAGGACAAGAACAGGCUCCACGAAGAGAUUUCAGAGCAGAGCUGCGUACUUCUUUUUCUUUUUGUUUCGUUUGCUCUGUCACCCAGGCUGAAGUACAGUGGUUAGCUCACGGCUCACUGCAGCUUUGACCUCCCAGGCUCAAGUGAUCCUCCCGUCUCAGCUUUCCAAGUAACUGGGACCACAGGCAUGCAUCACCACACUAGGCUAUUGUUUUACAUUUUUUGUAGAGAUGGGGUCUCACUAUGUUGCCCAGGUUGGUCUCAAACUCCUGGGCUCAAGCAAUCCGCUCACGUCAACCUCCCCAAAUGCUGGGAUUACAGGCGUGAGCCACCGCGCCAGGCCUGAGUAAUCCUAAUCACAGGAUUUUAAAAAGAAACUUCCUGCGCCACCCAUUAAACAAUAUCUCCUACCAAUUUGGUAGUAAAUAUUUUGCUAAUAGUACCUAAUUUUUAGGUAGGCACUGUGUUUAUACAUACAUCCAUUCCUUCUUUUUUGAUUGUCUUUCUGUUUAAUGGGCAGCUACCUCUUUUGGCAUCUAGCAGAAUGAGCUGCUGCAGUUUACACAAAAAGAAUGGAGAUCAGAGUACUUUUUGUGCCACCAACGUGUCUGAGAAAUUUGUAGUGUUACUAUCAUCACACAUUACUUUUAUUUCAUCUAAUAUUUCACCUUCCGGUCCUGCGUGGGCCGAGAGGAUUGCCUUACGCAUGUCUGUACGUAUGCAUGUAACUCACAGCCCCUUCCUGCCCGAACAUGUUGGAGGCCUUUUGGAAGCUGUGCAGACAACAGCAACUUCAGCCUGAAUCAUUUCUUUCAAUUGUGGACAAGCUGCCAAGAGGCUUGAGUAGGAGAGGAGUGCCGCCGAGGCGGGGCGGGGCGGGGCGUGGAGCUGGGCUGGCAGUGGGCGUGGCGGUGCUGCCCAGGUGAGCCACCGCUGCUUCUGCCCAGACACGGUCGCCUCCACAUCCAGGUCUUUGUGCUCCUCGCUUGCCUGUUCCUUUUCCACGCAUUUUCCAGGAUAACUGUGACUCCAGGCCCACAAUGGAUGCCCUGCAACUAGCAAAUUCGGCUUUUGCUGUUGAUCUGUUCAAACAACUAUGUGAAAAGGAGCCACUGGGCAAUGUCCUCUUCUCUCCAAUCUGUCUCUCCACCUCUCUGUCACUUGCUCAAGUGGGUGCUAAAGGUGACACUGCAAAUGAAAUUGGACAGGUUCUUCAUUUUGAAAAUGUCAAAGAUGUACCCUUUGGAUUUCAAACAGUAACAUCGGAUGUAAACAAACUUAGUUCCUUUUACUCACUGAAACUAAUCAAGCGGCUCUACGUAGACAAAUCUCUGAAUCUUUCUACAGAGUUCAUCAGCUCUACGAAGAGACCCUAUGCAAAGGAAUUGGAAACUGUUGACUUCAAAGAUAAAUUGGAAGAAACGAAAGGUCAGAUCAACAACUCAAUUAAGGAUCUCACAGAUGGCCACUUUGAGAACAUUUUAGCUGACAACAGUGUGAACGACCAGACCAAAAUCCUUGUGGUUAAUGCCGCCUACUUUGUUGGCAAGUGGAUGAAGAAAUUUCCUGAAUCAGAAACAAAAGAAUGUCCUUUCAGAGUCAACAAGACAGACACCAAACCAGUGCAGAUGAUGAACAUGGAGGCCACGUUCUGUAUGGGAAACAUUGACAGUAUCAAUUGUAAGAUCAUAGAGCUUCCUUUUCAAAAUAAGCAUCUCAGCAUGUUCAUCCUACUACCCAAGGAUGUGGAGGAUGAGUCCACAGGCUUGGAGAAGAUUGAAAAACAACUCAACUCAGAGUCGCUGUCACAGUGGACUAAUCCCAGCACCAUGGCCAAUGCCAAGGUCAAACUCUCCAUUCCAAAAUUUAAGGUGGAAAAGAUGAUUGAUCCCAAGGCUAGUCUGGAAAAUCUAGGGCUGAAACAUAUCUUCAGUGAAGACACAUCUGAUUUCUCUGGAAUGUCAGAGACCAAGGGAGUGGCCCUAUCAAAUGUUAUCCACAAAGUGUGCUUAGAAAUAACUGAAGAUGGUGGGGAUUCCAUAGAGGUGCCAGGAGCACGGAUCCUGCAGCACAAGGAUGAAUUGAAUGCUGACCAUCCCUUUAUUUACAUCAUCAGGCACAACAAAACUCGAAACAUCAUUUUCUUUGGCAAAUUCUGUUCUCCUUAAGUGGCAUAGCCCACGUUAAGUCCUCCCUGACUUUUCUGUGGAUGCCGAUUUCUGUAAACUCUGCAUCCAGAGAUUCAUUUUCUAGAUACAAUAAAUUGCUAAUGUUGCUGGAUCAGGAA
Messenger RNA from Pan troglodytes (chimpanzee), 2380 nucleotides. It is a transcript of the gene SERPINB5, whose product is annotated as serpin family B member 5. NCBI's taxonomy places the organism in Eukaryota, Metazoa, Chordata, Mammalia, Primates, Hominidae. Gene Ontology annotation, molecular function: serine-type endopeptidase inhibitor activity. Gene Ontology annotation, biological process: negative regulation of endopeptidase activity. The transcript is spliced from 7 exons. The record is from RefSeq and is a predicted model, not a curated record. The coding region runs from base 1134 to 2261 and encodes 375 amino acids.